ACAAACACCAAAAUGUCCUCCGAAAACUCCUCUGAAAACCCCUCCACUCUCAAGUCCUACGUCGACUCUGCCACUGGCCUCGCUCAGCGCGCCAUGGGCACCGUGACUGGCGACUCUUCCACCAAGACCGAAGGCGAAACCACGCAAUCGACCGCCUCCGCCGAAAACACCGCCAGCCACGAAACUGCCAAACUCGGCCCCGUGACCGCCGACCCUCACACCGGCGCAACAGCAACCGACCACCCGCAACGCAACACCGGAAACUGGGACCAAACGAUCGGGUCGGCAAAGGAGUCCCUGGGCAAUUUGACCGGCUACGAGGGUCUGCGCCGGGAAGGCGUGGAGCAGAACUCGCGCGGCAAGGCCGCUGAGGCGGAGGGCCAGUUGCGGGACUUCGGGUCCGGGCUGAAGGACAGGGCGCAGGGGGGACUGGGGAAGGUAGCGGCGGCGGCGAAGGGCGAUCGCGAGGAGGAGGCGGAGUGGGAGAGGAUGCAUGAUCAGGGGAAGGUGCAGCAGCGGGGAGCGGAGGUUGAUAUGCAGAAGAGGGCUUGAUCUUUUGGCCAGCUGAUUGAGGUUGAGAUUGAUGAGCUGCUUGGAGUGAGACUGACCUACAUACUAGUUGGCUCUGGGUAUGAUUUAUGAUUUGUGAUUUGUUUCAAUAUGUCUAUGGCGUUGUACUAUAUCGAUAUCCGAAUCGCCAAUUGAGAUUGA
Messenger RNA from Aspergillus steynii IBT 23096, 711 nucleotides. Its product is annotated as putative mismatched base pair and cruciform DNA recognition protein. The transcript has 2 exons. Lineage: Eukaryota; Fungi; Ascomycota; Eurotiomycetes; Eurotiales; Aspergillaceae. The coding region runs from base 13 to 552 and encodes 179 amino acids. The record is from RefSeq and is a predicted model, not a curated record.